AUUUUUUUCGAAUUUAUUACGAUAGUAUUAAUUAAACAUUUAAUUAAAAGUUGUUGGGGCUUGAAUAGGGGUAUACUUGUCCAAACAAUAAAGUUAUUCUUAUUCAAAACACAUGGUACUCCUAUUUUUUAAUGUCGUAAAAAAAUGAAAUGGUUCUUGAAUAAAUUGGUUCUCUUCCGUCAUUCUAUCGAGGAUCUGAGCUCAAGAUAUGAUUUCUGGGUACAUGAAUGAAAUCUGAUCUCAACCUUAAAUCCAGAGUUCGAAUUUAUUACAAGCAAUAUUCAUGUACCCAGAACCCGUAUGUCCGCCUCAAACCCGCAUAGGAUGGAUAGGCAUAGGCGUGAUGGGCGGAGCAAUGGCGUCCCGCCUUUUAUCCGCCGGCUACACCGUCACUCUCUACGCACGGACGUCCUCAAAGGCGGCCACUCUUCAAUCCCAAGGUGCAUUUUUAGUAGAAUCACCCGCAGACGUCGCUCGACACAGUGAUGUCGUAUUCACCGUCCUGGGACACCCACCAGAUGUUCGACAAAUUGUCUUAGAGGGACCGGACUGCGUUCUCUCCUCCCUCAAUCCCAACGCCGUCAUAGUGGACCACACCAGCAGUCACCCAGAGCUAGCCAGGCGAAUCUCCGACUGCGCAGCUGAGAAGGAAUGCUGGGCAGUUGAUGCUCCGGUUUCGGGAGGAGAUAUAGGAGCAAAAGAAGGGAAACUGUCCAUUUUUGCCGCUGGAAAUAAAGAUGUGGUGAAAUGGCUGAAGCCAUUGUUUGAUAUCAUGGGGACGGUGACUUACAUGGGUGGUCCAGGAAAGGGACAGAGUUGUAAAAUUGCGAAUCAGAUAAGCGUGGGAGCAAACUUGUUAGGGUUGAGUGAAGGUUUGGUUUUUGCAGAGAAGGCAGGGCUGGAUAAAGGCGAGUUCUUGGAGGCGAUCAGGGGUGGAGCGGCCGGGUCGAUGGUCAUGGAGUUAUUUGGGAAGAGGAUGAUUGAGAAGGACUAUGGGGCUGGUGGUUUUGCAGAGUACAUGGUGAAGGACAUGGGAAUGGGUGUGGAUGUUGGGGAGGAGGAAAUUGUGGUGGUCUUGCCUGGUGCUGCAUUAGGAAAACAACUUUUUUCAGGAAUGGUGGCUAAUGGGGAUGGAAAGCUUGGAACUCAAGGACUAAUCACUGUCAUAGAAAGGCUCAAUGGGAAGUGAGAAUAGUUGUCAUGCUUGCAACAAAUUGAUUUGUGUUUGUUUUCUUUCCAGUGCACAUGACCUUUAAUUUGGAUGGUGUACGAGCAAGUGAUUCUGAACUUCACAAGCAUCGUUUCUAUUUAUGUCAAUUUGCACUGCAUAUUUUGGAUAGGGUUUUUUGUCAUUUUGUAUUUAGUAAUUAUUAUAUUUAAUUAGCAUUUAAUAAAUGAUUAGUUCGUCUUGGAGUUUUUGGUUUAUAUAACUUGAAAUAUUAAUUUCAAGGAUGAAACACAUGGACAAGAGUUUUGC
This is a messenger RNA of Cuscuta europaea, 1477 nucleotides long. The record is from the annotation of a GenBank genome assembly. NCBI's taxonomy places the organism in Eukaryota, Viridiplantae, Streptophyta, Magnoliopsida, Solanales, Convolvulaceae.